GAAUGAAUAUAUUCAUUGCAAUAAUUGGAGAUAAUUUUAUAUUUUGUAUAUUAAGUUAUUUACCUAAGUUACCCCACCUAAUUAUUCAAGAAAGCUAAGUGCCGUAAGUGCUGCUUCAUUUUGGUUGAUAGGCCGGGACUUGCCACCAAAAACGUAGGUCGCUUCCGAACGAGUUUCGCCAACAACAAGGCUUCCUACUGCCUGUAUCUUAAUGUAUCCCACCGAAGAGUAAAUUAACUAAUUCCUGAUCUACCCGCCGAGUCCUGCACGAAAGCUGGUCGCUGGACCUGAUCGCCGGUCGGCCACUGAGCUAUGGAUUAACCUAAGGUAGCAGCCAGGAUUGAACCGAUUACCACAUCGGCAUGUUGACCAGAGAAUAUUUUUGGUCGUGAUUGGAUGGCGGGAGUCUCCAGCGUGCAACUGAAAAAGCAAGAGAACAACCCUUAGAACACCUGAGAAGGCACUUCUAGGGACUUGUUGAAGAUUUAUAGUCGCAAUAGAUUUUCUUAAGUGUGCCAUCGCGAUGGCUGCACCAGCAGCCUGUACGCGUUUUUCGGACAACUACGACAUCAAAGAAGAACUGGGAAAAGGGGCAUUUUCAAUAGUUAAAAGAUGCGUCCAAAAGUCAACUGGAUUUGAAUUUGCUGCAAAAAUUAUAAAUACAAAAAAGUUAACUGCAAGAGACUUUCAAAAAUUGGAACGUGAAGCAAGGAUCUGCAGAAAAUUACACCAUCCCAACAUAGUGCGAUUGCAUGACAGUAUACAGGAGGAGAACUAUCACUACCUUGUUUUUGAUCUUGUAACUGGUGGUGAACUUUUCGAAGAUAUUGUUGCACGCGAAUUUUAUUCAGAGGCUGAUGCAUCACAUUGUAUUCAACAAAUAUUGGAAUCGGUCAAUCACUGCCACCAAAAUGGUGUGGUGCAUCGAGAUCUGAAACCAGAGAAUUUACUAUUAGCUAGUAAGGCAAAGGGUGCAGCAGUGAAACUCGCUGACUUUGGUCUAGCCAUUGAAGUUCAAGGCGAUCAUCAGGCUUGGUUUGGAUUUGCUGGCACUCCAGGAUAUCUGUCGCCAGAGGUAUUGAAAAAGGAGCCCUAUGGCAAAUCGGUAGAUAUAUGGGCAUGUGGAGUUAUUCUUUACAUACUUCUUGUUGGUUACCCACCAUUCUGGGACGAGGAUCAGCACCGACUGUACUCGCAGAUUAAAGCAGGAGCUUAUGAUUAUCCGUCUCCAGAAUGGGAUACGGUGACCCCAGAAGCAAAAAAUCUUAUCAAUCAAAUGCUCACAGUAAAUCCAAAUAAACGAAUAACCGCCGCCGAGGCUUUAAAGCACCCAUGGAUUUGUCAACGAGAACGCGUGGCUUCCGUUGUGCAUCGACAAGAAACCGUAGACUGUCUCAAGAAGUUUAAUGCGCGUCGUAAGCUAAAGGGAGCCAUACUUACGACCAUGCUGGCUACCAGAAAUUUUUCCAGCAGAAGUAUGAUUACCAAAAAGGGUGACGGAUCUCAAGUUAAGGAAUCUACAGAUUCUUCUAGCACUACCCUUGAAGACGAUGACAUUAAAGAAGAUAAAAAAGGAAUCGUUGAUCGCAGUACCACAGUCAUAUCAAAAGAGCCAGAAGAUAUAAGGAUACUGUGUCCUGCAAAAACUUGCCAGCAAAAUACAGGAAACUCGCAGUGCUCGUCAGCAGCUAGACGACAAGAAAUAAUAAAGAUUACUGAACAGUUAAUUGAAGCGAUUAACAGUGGCGACUUUGAUGGAUACACCAAAAUAUGUGAUCCCCAUUUAACUGCCUUCGAGCCAGAAGCUUUGGGUAAUCUUGUCGAAGGAAUUGAUUUUCAUAAAUUUUACUUUGAAAAUGUUCUUGGUAAGAAUUGCAAAGCUAUAAACACAACCAUAUUAAAUCCUCACGUGCACUUAUUGGGUGAAGAGGCCGCGUGCAUUGCCUAUGUCAGACUUACACAGUACAUUGAUAAGCAAGGACAUGCACACACCCAUCAGUCUGAGGAAACACGCGUAUGGCACAAACGCGACAACAAAUGGCAAAAUGUUCACUUUCAUCGAAGUGCAUCUGCCAAAAUAAGCGGAGCUACUACAUUCGAUUUUAUACCCCAAAAGUAGUGGGCGUUAGUCAAUGGAAUAUGAACUGUCAUUAUGCACAUGAAUAAAAGUGCUAUAUUUAUAAUUAGAGGACGCAAUAGUAUUUGCGAAUAAAGUUGUUAGUGCGAAUUUUAUUAUUUUAUUUAUUUGAAUUCAAGUGUUUUGUGUCCCCUGUUAUUCUCUGUUAAAAUAUACUGUAAAAUUAAAAGCAUGUAUCGCAUUUCAGAUAUCCCCUAGAAAUAUGGUCACUUUAUAAAUUAAAAGAACAAACAACACAAAUAUAAAAAAUUCAACAUAAUAUUGGUACAUGAAAUAUUUAAAGUAAAUAUCGCUGUACCAAUCAUAAGAUUGUAAAUUUGAAUGGUGUCAAGGAAAGAAACAAGUUUAUCAUUUAACUAAAAUUGAUAUCAAUCUUAAAAUAAAAUUAAUAACUUUGUAUCUAUUGGAAUAAGAAAGAAAAUAAUUCCAACCACUUUACGUAAUCUUCUAAAAAUAAUGCAAACAAUUUAAAAAGCAUGUAUCACUUACUAGGAUACAAAUAAUCAUUUGUUUGUGCAGUCCGCUUAUUCUCGUUCUUCAAGUAUAUACACACAUGCAUAGCUUAUUAAAAUGUGUGAAUUCAGGCGAAUACAAAUUACUCAAGUUAGCAUUAACGAUUUAUAAAACUGUAAAGCAUUAGGUAACUCAAUGUAGCAUUAUAAAUUUUGAAAAAUUAAGUACAUGAAAAACAAAAUAAAUUAGCUAACUGAAAUAUAAAAUUAAGCCGAAUUAAUUAAAAAUAUGCGAUUACUUCAAGUUCACUAGAUGACUUAAAUCUACAUAUGUAUGUUUAUUUAUGUUGCCUUUCUGGUCGCAUGGCAUAUAACAGAAUAUAAAGGUGUCCUAAAAAUAGAAGUGACUGUACAGACAACAUACAGAAAUGCAGACAUCUGGUUCCCAAAAUACCGGUAAUUCGACUUACAUACGUCACAUUUAUGGAGGUAUUUAAUUAUGUAUCUCUUACGGCCGAUUAAAUAAUUACCUAAUACUUUUAAAUAUGUUUCCGCUCGAGUGGGACUGUAGUGCCGCUUUUGGUAUAUGUAUAUGUUAUUGUUAUAUUGUAUAAUUAUUUUUGUGCAACCUUGUCGUAAAGAUACAUUGAAUUGUCUUACAAAGAACCUUUAAAGUUAUUUUAAAUGGUCCUUGGGACCUAUCUAGUUAGAUACCGACAUAUGUGCAAAAAAAACGCAACAUUACAGUUAAAUACAAAUUAUUAUUUUAUUUUCUUCCUAUUUUAUUUUUUGAUCAAAUUUCAAUGUUAAACACCUUUGCUAUAUAAUAUUUAUAAAGAAAUCUAAUAUUUAUCAACUAUUGAUGAAAGCCAUAAAUAAUAUGUUCAGGGGGGGCGGGGCACAGAAUUCGCAGAGCGCUCAUUCAUCGUACGUUUUUUAUGUUAAUCAAUAUAAAUUUUACACGAUUUAGCGCUGAAAUGAUUUCUGUGGAACCCCCGCGUUCAACAAUUCUCCUUACUUUCGAAUUCAAAUAUAAAUAAAAUGUGUACUAGGUUAAGUCCCUUUA
Messenger RNA from Drosophila suzukii, 3655 nucleotides. RefSeq names its product Calcium/calmodulin-dependent protein kinase II (gene CaMKII). Gene Ontology annotation, biological process: protein phosphorylation. The record is from RefSeq and is a predicted model, not a curated record. NCBI's taxonomy places the organism in Eukaryota, Metazoa, Arthropoda, Insecta, Diptera, Drosophilidae. Gene Ontology annotation, molecular function: calmodulin binding; calcium/calmodulin-dependent protein kinase activity; ATP binding.